Anopheles aquasalis is the source of this 1387-nucleotide messenger RNA. RefSeq names its product phospholipid phosphatase 5. Gene Ontology annotation, biological process: phospholipid metabolic process; phospholipid dephosphorylation. NCBI's taxonomy places the organism in Eukaryota, Metazoa, Arthropoda, Insecta, Diptera, Culicidae. Gene Ontology annotation, cellular component: membrane. The record is from RefSeq and is a predicted model, not a curated record. Gene Ontology annotation, molecular function: phosphatidate phosphatase activity.
GUGUACUCUUUUACUCUCACACUGGAAUGCCUCGUGGCCUAGCUGUCUCGCUUCCAGUGGGGUCCGUCAGCCGAGAGAUCGGACCAUACACUACACAUCACCUCGAUGGCGAGCGAAUCGUGUCCUCCACUACUGGCGUUUUGCGUACUGUAAGGAUAAGUGCAAGGACACAUCACAAACAGAGGAACGGUAUGACGGCGGUAGGUAAACCGAUGGCCCCAAGCUUUACCGCUUCGGGAGCCGGAACCGUAUCGAAAAAGUGGAACACGGCGUCUCCGGACCUCAACCUAACGCUCGAGACCGUCGUGCGGAUUGCCCUGACCUGCAUCUACAUUGGUCUCGAGUUCAAGUCACCGUUCGUGCGCAAAGUACAACCGGAAGAGCUGUGGCUGUAUCGGAAUCCGCGCACCGAAAGCUACGUCCCGCUCACGAUGCUCUGGCCCGUGGUGCUCGGUGUUCCGGGACUGGUCUUUACCCUGUUCUACCUGCAAACGCGUGACCGGCAGGAUCUGCGGUGUACGGUGUUGGCAUUCACGCUGGGCCUCGGUCUGAAUGGGGUGAUAACGAACACGAUCAAGCUGGCGGUUGGACGGCCAAGGCCCGAUUUUUUCUGGCGCUGCUUUCCGGACGGUGUGGUAAAUGAGGCCCUUCACUGUACCGGCACCGAUCUUCGGGCACUGGCCGAUGGACGCAAAAGUUUCCCCUCGGGACACUCGUCCUUUGCUUUCGUUGGACUCGGCUUCCUUACCUGGUAUCUAAUCGGUAAGCUGCACCUCAUGAACGAGCGUGGCCGUGGCCGAUCGGUGCGGGUUAUUGCGGCCGGCUUACCGUCCUUCGUUGCGCUGCUGAUUGCAAUCAGUCGGACCUGUGAUUAUCAUCAUCACUGGCAGGAUGUAACGGUUGGUUCACUCAUCGGAGUAGUUCUCUCGUACAUCUGCUAUCGGCAGUAUUAUCCUGCGUUCACGGAACGCAACUGCCAUCUGCCGUAUCUGUGGCAAUCGAUGGUGGCAGUCUCGCCGCAGCAACUCUCACCGUCCCACACAAGCCCACACCAUCGAUCGUUGGCGGUGAUGAAACGAGCAAACCAGCAGCACGCAUCAUCGACCGCAACCGGUAACACCCAUGACUCACCGAUGAGGACACUAUUGCUGUCCAAUCAGUCGCAUGAUUCGGCGUUACAACGUAACGGUGAUGGUGUUGGCGAAGAAUCGGACAGUGAAACGCAGAGGCUACUCUCGUCGGGUGGUGCUUCGGUACCUCCCGACCAGAAAGAGGCUAAAUGGAUUUAACUUCCCGUUUCCCCUCCUAACUGAAUUUACCGAAUUAGCAUUAAGAAACAGUGUCUGUAUUCCUGUUUUUUUUUAAAUACAAAACGAUACACAACCAA